Molecule: messenger RNA, 870 nt
Organism: Lachancea fermentati
Lineage: Eukaryota; Fungi; Ascomycota; Saccharomycetes; Saccharomycetales; Saccharomycetaceae
Source: the annotation of a GenBank genome assembly
AUGCUUUGGACUCGCUCAUUCUCCUCUAGCAGUACUUGCUCGAAGUCUGCUUGCUCUAUCAUCAAACCAGUGCACCAUCUGGUGAAGAUCGACAAAACCAAGCUUUCACCAAGAUUUCCGGAACUAAAAUAUGAGAAGAAUGAUAUAAGAUCUCCAGCCUUCAGGCCAACCGCUACCCAUCAAGAUAGGGUGCGUGAUCAUUACAACAACACUAUCCAGUCUGAUAUGUUGUUAAUAAGCUAUAAGCAUGAUGCACAGGUCAAAAAAGGUCUGAAAAACAGAGAGUGGGAUGGCUCAAGUCCCUAUCACCUCAAUAGACAGCCAAGAAAGCCAAAGGGAUCAGAUGCUCAACUACCAGAUAUUAAGCCGGUUAAAUGGCAUAAUAUUCCUGAAAUUGAAUCUAUUAACAUCAAUUGCUAUGUCAAGGAAGCCAAGGAAAACCAACUACUUGCAAUUACUGCUGCAUUGCAAUUGCAACAGAUUACCGGCUGCAAACCAAGGCCGAUUUUCGCGAAGACUGAUGUGCCUACGUGGAAGGUUAGAAGAGGCACGCAUAUGGGCGCUAAAGUUGAGCUUAAAGGUCGUCCAAUGUCACAGUUCUUAACGACAUUGACUGAAAUAGUUCUGCCAAGAAUCAGAGAGUACAAAGGUAUCAAGAAUAAGUCAGGUAAUCGUUUUGGUGGAAUUUCAUUUGGUUUAACUCCAGACGAUGUCAAGUUUUUUCCCGAGAUUGAUGCUAGUCAGGAUUUGUGGCCCAAAACCUUCGGGAUGCAUAUCAACAUCAAUACAACAGCACAAACCGAUGUUAACGCGAGAACUUUGGUCAGCGGAUUUGCCUUUCCGUUCUUUGGCCCAGAAAAGGUCAAAUGA